Messenger RNA from Aspergillus ochraceoroseus IBT 24754, 2265 nucleotides. RefSeq lists its product as uncharacterized. Gene Ontology annotation, molecular function: DNA-binding transcription factor activity, RNA polymerase II-specific; transcription cis-regulatory region binding; zinc ion binding. The record is from RefSeq and is a predicted model, not a curated record. Gene Ontology annotation, biological process: positive regulation of transcription by RNA polymerase II. The transcript is spliced from 6 exons. Gene Ontology annotation, cellular component: nucleus. Bases 1 to 2265 code for a protein of 754 amino acids. Lineage: Eukaryota; Fungi; Ascomycota; Eurotiomycetes; Eurotiales; Aspergillaceae.
AUGCGAUCCCGCACAGGCUGUUUGACGUGUCGCACUCGGAAACUGAAAUGUGAUGAGCGAAAGCCUGUGUGCUCUCAAUGUCGCAAGGGCGGCAGAGAGUGUCGCCCCAGCGAAGGGGUCAUCUUUCGUCAUCAGCAGAAUGCCUCCAUGAACAAGGAUCUCGACGGCGCCCCCGAUGGUCGUGGAAAUUUGAACGGGUUUUACUCGUAUAAGAAUACCUUUGACAAGGACAGUGUUUGGCUGGAUAUUCCAAAACACGUUAUCUUCGUCGACAACUCCGAUCCUUAUGCUGAAGACCUUGAGGCUGCACUGGGAGAGUCUGAGGCCGCGAUCCUCGCUGCGAAUUCACAAAACUCUGCGUGGGAUGCUGGACGGACAUCCUCAGCCCAGAGAGACCUUCAUGGCCUCGAAGCGCUUUCAGCUGUCGCGACACAUGACCCCUUGUCGUACCCUGCAUUGGCUGCCGACCAACAGUCCAUUUCGACGCCAGACAGCAUCAACUCGUUUAAUAAUAUUCCGACAGGAGUACCAGCACCCCCUCCGAACCAACUAUCCCGCGCCAUCUCAUCCCAAUCCUCACCGUCCAUUUCGAUUCCCUCCGAUAAUGGCAACAAUACCACGAUAAAUUUCCUCCUCAAUCCAUCCCAAUCACUCUCGCCUCCGAUCGAUCCCACCACUCGACAUACCCCCGAGGGCAGGGGCUCUGCAUUAAUGCGUAGGCCUGCGGAACACAAGCUCGACCGGGCUGCGGAGACGGACCGGGAAAUAUCGUUUCUCCUCCGACACUUUUCAGAGGUCCCAGGGCUUUGGAUGGACCUGUAUGACCUAGGCACGUAUUUUGCGUCAUAUGUUCCAGUCAGAGCACUCCAAAACCCGUUGUUAAAGUACGCCGCAUGCGCAUACGCUGCAAAGCAACUCGGCCAUAUCAAGAUCCCAAAGCCUGCGGUUGGUGGUGUUUUCCUGCACCAAGCUUUCCCGCAGGACCCGAAGAAGAUCGAUUGGAGUUGGAACGGGGCCAAGUAUUAUGAGAAGGCCAUCCAACUUCUCAUGAAGGAGUUGGAGCCUGAUGAUGGAUCCCCGUCCGCAAGCACUGCUGAAGCGUUCGGAGGUGCGUCGGGUGAUCUGCGCGAUGACCCCGAUGGGAAGCGCAGUCGGCAUAGAGAAAAUCGACUUUCAAAUGGGGCCCACUCAGACGAGAUUCUCGCGGCCACGGCCAUUUUGUCCGUAUACGAGUUUCUGGAUGCCACUGGACCAGCAUGGAAUCGCCAUCUAAGCGGUGUGAAAUCCUUACUGGAUCUGGCUGAGGUUGGGAUGCGCCCUCUUCAGCCUUGUCUUUCGCCAGGAGAGCUUUCGUUGCAACGUCCGAAGAGGCUUCGGCUUUCCAAGGCCCGAAAGGCGAUCUUUUGGAAUUUUGCUCGACAGGACUAUUUAGCUGCAUUCAUCAAUGAAACCCGCACCAGGUUAAAUACCGAGGAUCUGGCCCUGUGGACUGAAGCUGGCAUUAAAAUUGAUAAUAUGGGCUUCGUCCGUGCUAGCAACACGAAUGCAACUGGAUAUCCUGAAGGGGAAGAUGUCAUGAAGGAAGACCUUAUCUCAAACGCCCUUGUUUGGAUUCUUUCGAAGAUCGUCAAUUUCGUAAACACGAACGGCGGGCCACAGCUAAGUCAUCCAGGUGCGGUCAAUGCAGGCCCUCUAGGCGUUUCCGAGCAGGCCGCCGUUGAGCGAUGGUACCGCCUAGAGGCUGAACUGGACGUCUGGUACAACGGGCUCCCGGAUUCAUUCCACCCAUGCGCUAGAAUCGGGCCACCUCAAUCUGCAAACCAGCAUGGUGGCGACGCCGAGGAUGCCUCUGCGUUGACAGAGAUAUGGUACAGCCUCCACAUGUGUUCAUCCGCUAUGCAACACUACCAUAUGGCCCGUAUCUUGCUUCUUAUCAACAAGCCGCACGAGUCUACCGCGCGACGGGGUACGAUCACAAAUCGACUCAGCUCGUAUCGAUCAAUUGAGAGUGACAUCCGCUUCCAUGGCCGGGAAAUUGUGGGAAUCGCCAUGGCUUGCCCCGCAGGCUCCGCUCGCAUCAACUCUCUCCAGCCGUUGUUCGUCAGUGGUCAAUGUCUUAUCGAGUCUCGUGAGCGACGGAUGGUUCUGCGGAUGCUCCGAGACAUCGAAGCAGAGCUAGGCUGGGCAACUGAAUACCGCGUCCAGCAACUGCUCAGGGAGUGGGGUUGGGAAGAGACAGCAGCGGACGCUCCAGGGAAUUCCUAA